AAUAGGGGCAAGACCACAGCCUCCACGACACACGCACACAAAACAGAAACGGAAAAAUUACUGAAGGCUUUGUCGGUCGCACAGAGCCCUUCCUCUCCGCUUCUCUUUCCCUUUGUUUUUCCGACGGUCUCUUCUCUUCUCUUCUCUUCUCGUCUCUUCUCUACUCUGCUCUUUACCUUACUACAUUUUUCUUCUCUUCUUUCAUGUCAGCAUCAACAAAAAAUUCAAACCUCUUCUCUUCUCUUUUUGGCGGCAUAACUCAACAUCACUCCUCUUUUUCAGUUUUCUUUUCCCUUUUUUUCUAAAGUGCACUUUUUUUUUUUAACUCGUGCUUUCUAGGGUUUAGUUUUUCAUUCUAGUUGCUUCACGCACGCACGCACGGUCGCUUGCUCGUCUCGCUUCCGAAUUUAAUGUUUCUUUUGUAAAUGUCACAGAUGCUUAUACCCCUUUUAUCAUGCUUAGUAAAGAUGACAAACCUAUAUGUCGAGCACAGUGCUUAAACCCUCCUGGAAAACUGCCUGGAAGAUGGCGUUUACAAAAAAUUGUUCCAAAAACAGAAUUACAAUUCCUUGAUCACUUGUCAUAUUUGUUCCUUUGCCCUGCACCUGAGUGCUCUCGGGAUCAGAAAGAGUGGGUCAGGUUUUUGAAGUAUCUUCAGAAAAACAACAUGGUGGCUAUUGCAAAAUUGGAGUUCUGGACAUUCUACAUACUUCCACCCAAUGAAGACUCUCAUACUAGCCAUGUUAGAGUUGCAUAUCAGAUGGAGAAAAUAUGCCAUAACUCUAAUGUUCAAAGGCAUAAGCAAUCAGUUGUGGAUAUUAUGAUUGACACUGGUGAGGCAGGUAUUGUGCAACCACUUGCAAACAAGACUUUCAUUACUGGUAGUCUUGGUUCACCGGAUCAGAUGGUCAAGGAGUCUACUUGCAGAAAAGAAGCAUCUAUUCCUAUGAGAGCUUCAGAAGAUAAUUUUACUUUUGAUCUCAAGUUGUCACCAGCAGUUGGAGAUCACCUUGCUUGUGAGUCAUCAAUUGAAACUUGCAGCAGGACUAAGCCCUCUGUUUUGAAAAAGGAUGGACUCUUGGAGAAAAAUUAUGUUAAGACAGACCCAAGUUAUCUCCAAACUCUUGGUCAGGCACAUUCUGGAUGGAUUUUUGGUGCCAUAGCUGAGCUUGUUGAUAAUUCCAUGGAUGCAAAAUCAUCUAAAUUGGAGAUCUCUAUUGAGGUCAUAUUUUUUAAACAAGCUGGAAGAAAUAUCCCAAUGUUGUCAGUUAUAGAUGAUGGCCAUGGAAUGACUCAUCAAGAUGUAGUGAGAAUGACAUACUUUGGGCACAAGCAACCUAAUGCAGAUGAUCCAGGUUGUAUUGGAAGAUUUGGAGUUGGAUUUAAGACUGGAGCAAUGAGGCUUGGUAGGGAUGCUCUGGUUCUUACACAGACUGCUGAAUCCCGAUCUAUUGCUUUUCUUUCACAAUCUUUAAAUCAAGGGAAAGAUAAUCUUGAGAUUCCCAUAGUAAGCUACUACAGGAAAGGACAGUUCAUGGAACUGGAUACAAGUGUCCAGUCCGAAGCUACUGCAAAGUACAAUUUGAAAGCUAUUAAGGAGUUUUCACCAUUUAACAAGUAUUUGAUUGGAGAAAAAGCUGGUUUCUUUCGUGAUAAGCAGACAGGAACACAAAUAUAUAUAUGGAAUUUAGAUGAAUGGGGUUCAAACUAUUGUUUGGAGUGGCAAAAUGGUUUGAAUGGUGGUAGUUCUUUCCACCAAGGUGACAUAUACAUCCGUUCUAGGAGAAUAAGGUCUCGCCCUGGCCAGAUUAGUCAAAAGGUUCCAUUAGAUUAUUCACUUCGUUCUUAUCUGGAAGUCAUGUUCUUGGUUCCAAGAAUGAAGAUUUAUGUUCAAGGGUCGCUGGUUAGAAGUCGACCAUUAGCAAAAUCACUGAACAAAACAAUUGUAAAAACUGGUACCAUUAUGGGAAAACCUGUUCAUCUAACUCUGGGUCGCUGUCAGUUAGAAUGGGAACAGAUAAACUGCGGAAUAUUCUUGUAUUGGCACGGCCGCUUAAUUGAGGCUUACAAGAGAGUUGGCAGCAUGAUACAUAAUGGAGAUGUGGGUCGAGGCGUGAUUGGUGUCAUAGAUGUUACUGACUUAAUGGAUGAUGGGAAUGGACGUGUUUGGGUGCAUAAUAACAAGCAGGGAUUCCAAGAUUGUGAACCUUAUGCUCGACUGGAGGAGUGGCUGGGGAAAGUAGCAGAUGAAUAUUGGGACACCUAUUUUGAUUCACUACAGUUGGGCAAGGGUACUGUUGUCUGCAAACCUGAUCAAGAAUGGGUACAAUGUAACAAGUGUAGGAAGUGGAGAAUGUUGGAUUCUGAUUUUAACACCAAGAGUUUGCCACUCGACUGGUUCUGUUAUAUGGAGCCCUUCAAUGGAAAAUGUGAAACACCAGAGGCAAAGGUUGACAGGGGAGUGAUUACGGUGUCAACAAAGCGGAGUGGAUAUGAUGAAUUGAAAGAUGAUAAGUACGUCAAAAUGGAAGGGAAGGAUGAGAAAGAGAAAGAGGAAGAGGCAGAGAAGCGUCCUUUGAAAAGAAUCAAAAAGGGACUUCCAAGAGCCUGCAAGAAGGUUUGAUUGUAUAUGUACAAUAUGAACCAUUAAGUCCAUAUUAUGUUAGUGUAAUGAAUAUGAUGUAGUCUGUUUAUAGGAUAUGAAAUUGCUCCACACCCACCUGGUUCUUUCUUGCAAA
This is a messenger RNA of Mangifera indica (mango), 2738 nucleotides long. Its product is annotated as MORC family CW-type zinc finger protein 3-like. Gene Ontology annotation, molecular function: zinc ion binding; ATP hydrolysis activity. The transcript is spliced from 15 exons. Lineage: Eukaryota; Viridiplantae; Streptophyta; Magnoliopsida; Sapindales; Anacardiaceae. The coding region runs from base 455 to 2623 and encodes 722 amino acids. The record is from RefSeq and is a predicted model, not a curated record. Gene Ontology annotation, cellular component: nucleus.